CCUCAACUCCACUCCUCGCUUCUUGCCAUUUUAGGGCGACUGAGAAAGGAGAGGGGCUGUAGCUGCCAAUUGAAGAUUGAAAGUGGGCAGAGGCUCAGUCAGUGGGGCCUUCUCCCCAUCCCCGCCAGCAGCCCGGGGGCUGGGGAAGCCCUGACUGGCUUCACCUGGCAGGGCGAAGCAGGCCAGGCGGGACUGGGAUUUAUUGCCAAAGAUCAUUUCUAGGCUCCGAAAGGGGUGUCAUCCGGCCUCGAGGUCCCAUGGUCGAUGGAAUUGCCCCAUAAACACAGCCCGAUGGAGUCACUCUGGCCACACACACACACAAAAGGAAAAUGCGUCUUGGGGCCAUUUGGGAUGCCCUUAAGGAGCCAGUUAACAGCAUCUUUUACUGCCCGCUGCUCACCCCCCCCUUAAAGGCCCCUCUGGCCUGCCUUGUUGGCUGCGUAUGGAACUGACCAACCUUAAGCGUCCAGUUGGUUCUGCUCUGUCGAGUUGUGCCCUUGGCUCCAAGAUGGUGCCGCUUGCUGAUGGUGAGAUUCAAUCCAGGUGUGUGAGCGUCAUCACACUGUACCCAGGAAGAUAUGGUGUUCCUUUCCGGCCCCUUGACGUUCAGGGUACAAGGACAGCUUCAGGACCGGGGUUAGCAGUGACUGGUCCAUGUGGUGCUAGUUGAGGACUGGAAAGGGAGGAGUGUUAGGCUCAGGGAAGGUCCCACCGGGUGUGUCGGCGUCAGAAGGGCAGGCCCAAGGCCAGGCUUUCCUUCGGACCCCAAAAUCUGAGCCUCGACAGGUCCCGGACCAUGACCUGCCCCCCAUCCUCUCCACGAUCCAUGGCCUCCCAUCCCGAGCAGCCUGCUGGGCCAGGUAGGCUUCCAGAUCAGAACUGGCAACUGGGGGCAGAGCUGUGGGCUUGGAGCGUGCGGCAGCAGCUGGAUACACAACUGCAGGCCCUGGGCCAAGCGUCGCCCCGGACGGUUGAGCUGCUGCUGUCCGAGCUGCAGGCCACGUUGGCUGCGGUGCUGCGGGACGGCCGGCCCGGCUCCUGGAUCUACCUGAAGGCCAUUCUGCGGCUCCUACCCCCCUACCGCAGACUGCUGCGGGGCCGCCUGGAGCUGCUUCCCCUUCUGGAGCAGGUGUACUGCCAGGCUCCCCUGGCCGACGAUGACCUGUGGGAGGCCCUGACCCAAGCUUUGCCUCCUGACAUCUCCCUGAUGGAGAAAUCCACGCACAGUUGUUGCCGGAAGAGGGGCAAGCCCGUAAGCGGAGGCCCUCAACCUCACGGAGAUCCAGGCUCAGCAGCCCCCUGGGAGCGGCUCUGUCCGUUCACCUGGGCUGGAAGCGAGGAGAAAUCGGAGGAAAUCUGGCCACAGCCAGAACCCAUGACUCUGUCUGAGCUGCAGUACUGCUUGGGCGUGGUGGGAGCCGAAGUGGUGGAGAACGAGGGGCAUUGGAGGGCUGGUUUGAGCCUCUUGCCCCUGGCCUUAGCAAUCGACAUCCCACUGAAGCCCGGCAGUGAGGAGGAGCCCACCUCGGACUGGGCUGCGGCCAGGUCACAGUGGACUAAGUUCCCAGACAGCAGCUUGCCAGAGACCCGAGAGGAAGGGCGCUGUCCACGGCCGCUAAAGCACUCCCAGUUGGGAAGCCAAGCGGCCGCCAUCCUACGGAGGCACCGAUUCCUGAGUUACAGCCACUUUCUGUACCUCAACGUGGCCUCCAGCAGGCACUUCAGGCCAUACAGCCUCCAGGUGGUGGCCCGCAACAAGGUGAACCCCGAACACUACAUCUUCUCCCCGUUUGGGGUUCUGCACGUUCAUCCCGUGGAGGGCAGCGAGGCCCUGGCUCUGGGCACCUGGCAUCGGGAGACUGUACUUUGGCACCUGCUCCAAUACAUCCCCUUCUUCAGACACUGCCUCUUGCGCCGGAGUUUCACCUGGUGGAAAAAGAACGUGAAGGCCCAGCUCCUGCAGAAGACGCGGACAGUGCUGGGAGGUCAACUGCUCUGCACCGUUCCGCACUUUGGAGCCGGCCUGCUGCAUAUCAACAGACUUCUGCAGGAGCUGCACUUGGUGUCCUGGCUGCCCCAGGACUGGACCACCUGCUACAGUUUAGCCGAACUGCAGCGCGCGCUGGCGAGGGAGACCCGUCGGGCCCAGCAGCUGCUCCGCAGGUUUCUGGCGCUCUGCUCCACCAUCCUUAACCUGGUGCACGAGGACACAUACCAGAUGCUGCAGGGCCUGCAGGCUCGUCUUCAGAGCUGCCAGCGCCUGCAGGUGGACGGCUUCCUGUCCCAGCAGCGCAUCCAGCGCCAAAGACUGGAGGGCAAGCUGCAACUGGCUGAGCUGUGGUGGCAGCGACUGGGCCGGCUGGGCCGCCUCGUGGACUUCAUGGCUUGCCAGAACCUCAUCUCUAUCCUGCAGGAUCAAUUCAGCACGUUCGUGCGCAGCAUUCUCCUGGAGCCACAAGGUGAGGCGUUGCUUUGGACCCGGCUGGUGUUUGAGGAGGACAGCCGUUUGGCCCUGCUUCCCCGGGCAGAGCUGCUGCUUGAGACCCUGGACAGUGGCCUGCAGAAUGUGCUGGCUUUGGCCCUGAGGGUGAUGCAAACUGAUGAUCAGGGGACCAGUCCUGGCUUUGGCCCCAAAGUCCACGAGCCCGCCACCGCCCAGGCUACCUCUGAGCCUCCAACUUCUCUUGGCCUGGAGAAUGAUGGGGAGAAGGAAGAGGAGGGGCUGGAGCUUGACCCUGUGGCGCCCGUAGCCAGAGCCCAGCCCAGCGAGGCCGUGCGCCUCUUCUGCGGUCCCGAGUUGGACCUGAUUAAGAAGUCGGCGGACAAGUCUGGCCAGGGCCUGGAGCUGUGUGGACAAAGGCUCCGCGGCCAGUAUGCUCCCCCAGCCCGGGCCCAGCUGCAGCACGGUCUGGACACCAACCCUGGCAUCCAGAGCGCCCUGGCCACCCAGAAGGCCCUGUUCCAGAGCACGCUGCAGGAGGUGCACGCGUUCUACGAGGACUACCAGUGGCUGACAGAGAUCCACAGCUUCGUGCAGAGCUGGAGCGCCAAGCACCUGGAGGACAUGCAGGGCUGGCCGGCCAAGCGGUACCUGCACCUCCUCCAGCAGCUGAGCGCCUGGCACGACCGAGUGGUCCAGAUGCCGCCCGUGCUGCUGACCCAGGGCCGCCUGCUGCGGCUCGAUUGCCUCUGCGUGCGAGAUGAGAUGGGGCCCCAGCUAGUGACCAUCACCCAGGCCAUCCAGGGGCUGCUGGUGCGAGAGAGCACGGAGCGGAGCGAGCGGCUGAUCGGGGAGCUGACCGUCCUGGUACAACUCUUCCAGAGCGUGGACUCAGACAUUCUCACCGUCGCCCGCUGCUCCCAGAAGCUGGAGCAAGCCAAGAUGCAGAGCGCCGAGCUGGAGGAGCGGGUGGACUACGUACGCUCUCUCAACGAACUCUGCCGCGGCCACUUCAACCUGUUCGGCCCAGACGAGGAGAACAUGGAGACUGCCCUCCUGGACCUGUGGGAAGCCUUUCUGUUUGAGCGGGACCAGGCUUCAGAUUUCCUCCUCAGCCGGCGUCAGUCCAUUGUGCUCAAGCUGCUGGAGCAGCGGGCCACCACCCUGGCGGAGCUGGAAGCCCUGAUCCACAAAGCCACGACCGGGCCCUUCAUGGACCCCACGCGGGAUCCUCGGAGCAUCGAGUGGGAGCUCGUGGGUCUGGAGCGCCAGUUCCAUAACGUAGUUAACCGGCUGAUGGAGCUGCACCAAGCCCACACCAUCUUCACCGGGGAGAAGCAGCCCAGCCCGAUGCCGCCUCGCGGGGCCCGGCCCAUCCAGCUGCAGCUGCGCAUCUGGCACCUGUUCCGCGUGGUCUCCGAGCAAAUCAGUGAAUGGAAGUGCCAGGCCUUUGUCAAGUUCAACGUCAGCAAGGCCCUGGAGAAGACGGAAGGCUGGCUCACGGGGGCUUCGCAUCUGGAGGUGGAGCUGGGGAUGCCCAGCCCGGUGCUACACGCCUGCAGGAAACUGGUGGAGGGGCUGCAUAACAUCCUGCCCCUGAUGGCCGAACUGCGGGCCCUCCCUCUGCAGGGACCGGGGUGGCAAGCUGUCUUUCGAGCCAUGGAACUGAGCUCCCCCAGUAGUUUGGAGCUCCUGACCCUGGGCCAGCUGCUGUCUUACCCACUGCUGGAGUGCCGCGACCACAUUCACGAAAUCUGGGUGAGCGAGACUGGGCGCAGCCAAGCCCAAGAGAUGCUGCGCCGGCUGCAGCGGGCCUGGCAGGAACACAAGCUGCGCCUGGUCAACUUGAUUCUGCGGGUGCCCUACGAGGCCCCCCAGACGGAGCGCGCCAAGCGCCAUCUGCCCCCCCGCACCCACGGGCCCCAGUGGGACACGGUCACCAAGGACAGUGGCACCUUCGUCCUGGCUGACCAAGGCCACCUGAAGGAGCUGAUCCAGGAGGGCCUGCAGGUGCUGCAGAAGAUCACACUGUCGCCUUACGCGGGGGAGAGCAGGGAGCAGGCCCGUAAGUGGGCAGCCAUGCUCCAGGGCCUCAGGGUCCUGCUGGACGUGUGGGUGCGGUGUCAGCAGAAGUGGGUUUUCCUGAACAAGGUCCUGUACGAGAUGAAGAUCGACUUUCCCAGUCCCGAGCUGCGCCUGCAGUUCCAGGCGGUGGACGACCAGCUGCGGACCCUGAUGCAGAUCUCGGUGGCCGAUCCCCUGGUGCUGUCCUGCAUCCUGCCCGGCGUCCGGCGGGAGCCGCGGUACCAGGGGGAGCAGUUGCGCCUGCUGCUGGUGAGCGGGGCGGAGAAGCUGGAGGGCAUCGUGGGGGCCCUGGAGGACGUCCUGGAGAGGGCCCGGGCCCGAUUCCCCCGCCUGUUCUUCCUGAGCGACGACGAGCUGGUGGCCCUCAUGGCGGCCCCGGCCGAGCCGGCCGAGGCCGAGGCCUGGGCCCGGCGCUGCUUCCCCCAGGUCCUGGCCGUGGCCUUCGAGGCCGGCCCGCCCGGGGCGGAGGAGAGGGGCGGGGAAGGGGAAGGGGUGGGCCUGGAGGCCCGGCUGGUGCGGGGCCCCUGCGGGGAGGAGCUGGCCCUUCGGGCCCCGCUGCCCCUGCCCCAGGACCUGCCCCAGUGGCUGGCCCGCCUGGAGCAGUGGCUGCGGGCCGCCCUGGUGCACGGCCUGCAGGAGAGCGUGGCGGCCCGCGCGGCCCUGCGGCAGCCCCUGGACCGGGCCUUCGAGCAGCCGCCGCCGCCGGGCCAGGUGCCCCUGCACCUCCACUCGCAGCACUGGCUGCAGCUGGCGGCCGCCUUCCCCUGGCAGUGCGUGCUGGUGGCCGAGGAGGUGGCCUGGUGGGCCGAGGCGGAGGACCACCUGCUGGCCGGCAGCCCCGGGGCCGUGCGCCGGCUGCUCCAGAAGCAGGCGCGCAAGCUGGAGGCCCUGGUCCACUUCAUCCGCAGCCAGCACGAGCACACGGGCGGCCGGCCGGGCCUCGGCCCCCGGCUGGCCGGCCUGCUGGCGGCCCUGGUGGCCAUGGCCGUGGGGCACCGGGACGCCCUGGGGGUCCUGCAGGACCGGCAGGUCGAUAGCCCGCGGGACUUCGACUGGGCCCGGCUGCCCAAGUACCACGUGGGCCCGGCCUCCCGCAAGGCGCGCCCGGCCCAGGGGACGCCCCCGCCCGGCCCGGCCGACUGCUGGGUGGAGGUCCUGGGCGCCCGGUGGCACUACGGCUACGAGUACCUGGGCCCGCGGGCCCGGGGCCUGGCCACCACCCUGCUGGACCGGGAGGCCUUCGGGCUCUGGCUGGCCCUCCGGCAGGAGGUGGUGGGGGCGGUUCUGGGCCCGCCGGGCACGGGAAAGGGCACGGCCGUCGAGGCCCUGGCGUGGGCCCUGGGCCGCCACCUGGUCACCCUGCCCUGUUCGGCGCAGAUGGGGCCCACCUGCCUGCGCCGUUACCUGAGCGGGGCCCUGCAGGCCGGCUCCUGGCUGCUGCUCCGGGACGCCGGGCGCCUGGCCCCGGGGCUGCUCUCGGGGCUGGGCCAGCGCCUGACGGCCAUCCGGCGGCUCCUGUCCGGCCUGCGCCAGGGGCCCGCCCUGCCCCGGGACCCGGCCCAGCCCCUCGUCCUGGGCGCCGGCUCGCUGGACGAUCGGCGGGUGCAGGUCCGGGCCGGCUACGGCUGCUUCCUGACCCUGCGGCGGCUGGGCCCCGCCGUGCCGGCUAACCUGCGCCUGGUCCUGCGCCCGCUGGCCCUGGGCCCGCCGGACCCGCGCCGGGUGGCCGAGGCGCUGCUCCUGGGGGCCGGGCUGCGCGAGGCCCGGCCGCUGGCCGCCCGCCUGGCCGCUUUCCUGGCCCUGGAGCGGGAGCUGGGCGCCGCGCCACCGCCCUGCCGCCUGCCCCUGCUGCUCCGGGUGCUGGGGGCGGUUGUGCGGGCCCCCCGGGUCCCUGCCGCCGAGCCCGGCCUCCCGGGGGCGGCCGGGGACGCCGCGGUGGUCGGGGCCCUGCUCCGGUCCCCGCUCUUCGCGGGGCCCGACGGCCCACGUCUGCGGGCCCGGAGGGAGCUGCUCCGGGCCGUCUUCCCCGGCCUCCCGAGCCCGGAACCCCCGCCCCAGCUGCAGCAGGCCCUGGCCUCCGAGCUGGGCGAGGCCGGCCUGCACCCCCACCCCGACCUCCUGGUCGCCAUGGAGCAACUGAGCCGGGCGUUGGACCAGGCCUCGGGCGUCAUCCUACUGGGCCCCCCGGGCAGCGGUAAGACCACGUGCUGGCGCGUCCUGGCCAAGGCCCAGAACCGGCUGGCGGCCCGGGAGGGGCCCGGGCGCUUCCGGCCCGUGGAGGUGGGCUGCGUGUACCCCGGCAGCCUGACGCCGCCGGAGUUCCUGGGCUGGUGGGACGGGCCCAGCUGGCGGGACGGGGUCUUCCCGCGGCAUCUGCGCGGGGCGGCGGGGGCCGCCCCGCGGGGGCCGGCCGCCGGGACCCAGCACUGGCUGGUGUGCGACGGGGCGGCCCACUCCAGCUGGCUGGACCCCAUCGCCUCCCUCCUGGGCCGGCCCCCGCAGCUCAGCCUGCCCAGCGGCCAGCAGCUCCCGGCCCCCCCUGGAACCUGGCUCCUGCUGGAGCUGGCCGAGGCGGCCGAGGUGUCCCCCGCCGUGGCGGCCGGCUGCGGCCUGGUGUGGUGCGGGGGCCAGCAGACCUGGCGGGCGCUGCUGGGGGCCCUGAUGGCCGCGCUGCCCCAGGAGUACGACCUGCCCCCGACCGCCCUGGCCGCCCUGGCCGGCCUGGCCGAAUCCCUGGUGCCCGCCGCCCUGCGCUUCUCGGCCCAGCACGGGGGCUGCCUGCUGCGGACCCACGCGCAGCCUCAGCCGGCCCCCGGCGUGGCCGAGGUUGGCACCCUGGCCCGGAUCUUGCGAGCCCUGCUCGACCCCCAUCUGCGCCGCAGGGAGGACUUCGGGGGCCAGAGGGCAGGCCCAGGUUGCCACUCGGCCCAGGCCUCGUCACCUCAGCCAGAGAGCCUCCACACGGACAGCUCGGUGCAGAGCAGCCCCGAGGCGCACGGCCGAGAUCGCGCCCGCCUCCUGGCCAUCAGCAGUUUCGUCUUCGCGUUCAUCUGGGGGUUCGGAGCCCACCUGCCCUCCAGGGUGUGGCCCUUCUACAACAGCUUCGUCCGCUCCACGUUGGCCCACCACCGGCCUUCCUGCCCGAAGCUGCCGCCCACCGACUCGGUUUUCGACCUCUACCCCUCCCCGGAGAGCGGGGCCUUAGUGGCCUUCACUGGCGCCUACCUGAGCUGCCGCCUGAAGGGCUCCCUGGGGGGGUACAGUCCCCUUCCGCAGGCGGAGCGGAUGCUGUUCGUGACGGACCUGCUCCUGGAGGCCGGGCAGCCCGUCAUGCUGGCCGGGGAGACGGCCUGUGGGAAAUCCACCUUCCUGGAGAUGCUGGUGGAGCCCAACUACCCGUGCCAGCGCGUGCCCGUCUCCCCGGCUCUCGGCCUGGCCCAUCUGCGCCGUCUGCUGAGCCAAGGCGCCCAGGGCCUCACCCACUUCCAGAAGCCCCCGGGCCAGUCGCUGCCGGCACCCCCGCCACCCCCAGAAGGCAAGAACUCGCUCCUCUUCCUGCUGGAAGACCUGCACGCCGCCGCGACCGAGCGGAGUUGCCAGCCGGUCCUGGAAACGGUGCGCCAGGCGCUGUCGAAGCGCAAAUGCUACAGCGGGGAGUCCCUGGAGGCCCAGCCGCUGCCGGCCGCCAACUACCUGGGCACCGCCACGGUGGCCGCCGCCCCGGGGCGGGCGCUGUGCCCGCGGCUCGGCCGCCUGUUUGCGGUGCUGGCCCUGCCCGGCCCGACGCCGGCGGUGCUGCUGGCCCUGCACGGCCCCCGGCUGCUGAGCUGGCUGGCACGCUUCCCCGUCCUGGAGCGGACGGCCCAGCUGGCCGAGGCCCUGCUGGCCGCCAGCCUGGACGCCUGGGAGGCCGUGCGGCGUCGCUUCCCGCCCUCGCCCAGCCGGCCUCACUACCGCUUCUCCGCCCACGAGCUGGCCAAGCUGCUGGCCGGCCUGGAGCUGCUGCCGCCCCGGGCCCGGCGCUCGUCCCUGGGCCCGGACGGGGAAGCGGAGCCGCUGCGACGUCUCCUGGCGGGGCUGCGGGGCCCCCAGCGUGCGGCCCUUCUGGGCACCCGCACCCUGGCACGCCUCUGGCUGCACGAGGCCCAGCGCACCUUCCGGGACCGGCUGCUGACCGGCGCCGAGCGCGCCCGCUGCACCGCGCUGCUGGUCCGGGCCCUCGGCCGGGCCCUGCUGCUGGCCAAGGGGCCCGCGGCCGGACCCGGAGAGGAAGGACCGGACCGGCGGGCGGACGAGGACGACGAGGACGACGGGGACAAGAAGGACGACGACGAGGAGGAGGAGGAGGACUGGGUGUCCGAGGUGGAGUCGGAGGGGGAACUGGACCUGUGGGAGGCCGGCCUCGACGCCGACAGCGACGCGGAUCCCGCCGAGGGCUCGGAGGAUCUGCGGGCUCCGCUCCCGGCCUGCGCCCCCGACUGCCCGCCCGGGCCCGAGAGCUGCAAAGGCCCGGGGGAAGGCACGGGGCCGGAGGCGGACGAGGCCAGGGAAACGAGCCGGGACGGGGCCCGGAGGCCGGGGCGGGACAGGGGCCGGAGGGAGGACUCGGAGGGAGACGCGGUGGGCCCCGUGCCCUGGAGCGCCAAGCCCUCCCUGAGCAGCAGCUCCAGGCUCCUGGGCAGGGCGGUCAGGCCCCGGCGGCGAAAGGUCUCCCGCCUGGGCAGCGCCACCCAGCCGCCCCCGCCGUCCCCCCAGGUCCUGCUGCCGCUCCUGCCCUCGGCCGACCAGGCCCCGGACCUGCUGUUCUGCCAGGGGCUGGCGGGCUCGGCCCCGCUGCCCGAAGACCCGGGCCCCUACCGGGAGCAGAGCUGGGAGGCCCUGGAGGCGCAGCUGGAGGCCGCCGUGCGGGAGCCGGGGCCCGGGCUCCGCCUCGUGCUGUGCCACCCCUUCGCCCGGCACGUGGCGGCCCUGGCCCGCACCCUGGCCGGGCCCCGGCGGCACGGCCUGCUGCUGUCUGCUGGGCCGGGCGCCGGGCGCCGCGCCGCCCUGGGCCUGGCCGCCCGCCUCUGCCGGGUGCGACUCUUCCAGCUGCCCACGGGGCCCGAGGCCCCCGCCGGCCGCUGCCUCCGGGAGGCCUGCUGGCACGCCGGCGCCCGCAACCAGCCGACGGCCCUGCUGGUGCCCGAGGAGGUGGGCGAGGCCUCCCUGCACCAGCUCCUGGCCCUGGCGGCCGCGGGCAGCUACCCCGGCCAGUAUUCCGAGGCCGAGCUGGCCGACAUCGCCGCCCGGCUGCCCGAAGAGAGCCCCGGGGUCAAGCGGAACACCAAGCGGGAGGUCGUCCUGCAGAGGUUCCACCAGCUGGUGAGCAGAAACCUGCACCUGUUUGUCCUGCUCCCCGUUCAGCCGGAUCCCCCCCUGGACCCCUUCCUACUCACGGUCCUCCUCAACCUCGCCUCCUCCGUGGACUUCUACGAGCCCUGGGACCAGCCCUCCCUGCUGUCGGUGGCCAGCCGACACCUCCGGGACGCUCUGAGCUCUCCCCAGAGCGCUGGCUCCGAGUUCCUGGCCGCCCACUCGGCGUCCGUGGCUAACAUGGCCCGUGCCGUGGCUCUCGUGCACCAGUCAGCCGCCAGCUACUGCGCGGCCCUGUGCCCGCAGCUGCCUCUGGCCACCCCCGCGACCUUCCUGGACUUCCUGGACACCUUCUUGGUGCUGGGGGCGGAUCUCCAGCAACAGACCCAAAGCAGGGCCCAACGCACCCAGAUGGUCCUGGAGAAGCUGAGCAGGGUGGUGGGCCAAACCCAGAUCCAGGGCUGCUACAUUCAAAGUCUGAGACGGCAACUGAGUGAGGCCCAACAGAACGUGCAGAGGUGCCAGGAGCUGCUGUGCCAAGACCAGGCCAUGCACGCGCAGCAGCUGCAGGAAUGCCAGUUCAAGGAGGGCCUUAUCGACGACCUGUCCGAGCAGCACGAUCUACUGCAGCGGCAGCAGGAGCACCUGCAGGAGCAGGUGGCCACCGUCUACCUGCGGGCCACGGCCAAGCUGCAGGAGGCCCACGUGGAGGAGCUGCGCGGUUACCGGGCACCCCCUGCCCCCGUCGUCAUGGUGACCGACGCCCUCUGCACCCUCUUCGGGUGCCCCACGGGCUGGGAGAGCGCCAAGCAGCUCCUGGGCCGGGACAACUUCUACCAGGAGCUGCUGUUCUUCCCCAAGGAGGAGCUGGGGAUGGCGCGGGCGGAGGCCCUGCUGCAGGCGCUGGAGGCCCCGGGCUGGGAGGAGGCGGCCCUGCGCGGGGUCAGCCUGGCGGCGGCGGCCCUGGCCGGCUGGCUGCGGGCCGUCCAGCGCUACGGGGCCGUGACGCGCCGGGGGCGGCUGACCAGGGAGCGGCUGGCCAAGGUGAAGGCCCAGGUCCUCAGGGAACAGGCCUGGCUGGGCCGCUGCCACCUGCGGGUGCGGGAGCUGCGGGAGCGCAACUCCCGGCUCGCCGGCCGGCUGCGGGAGGCCCGGGAGGCCCAGGCCCAGCUGGAGGCCCUGCUGGCCCGGCUCCUUCAGAGCCACCGCCAGGCCUGCCACCUCGGACAGGUCAUCGCCCAGCCCCUGGACACCUGGACCGCCGCUGCCCAGGAGCUGGAGGGCCACUGCCUGACGGUUCCGGGGGACGCCCUGCUCUGCGCGGCCGCCGUCUGCUACCUGGGCCCCUUCCCGCCCGCCCGUCGCCAGGAGCUGCUGGACAAGUGGCUGGCGCUGUGCGGGGGCCGAGAGGACCACCUGGAGCCGGACGACGUGGGGCUGGAGCUGGAGCGGGCCCUGGGCUCCCCGCCGGCCCCGGCCUCGCCCCUGCUGCCCACCCGCCCGGCCUUCAGCCUGCCCGGGGUGCUGAGCUCCGAGCUGGAGCAGCACGCCUGGGACCGCAGCCUGAAGCCCCAGGACCCUUACGUGCGGACCACUGCCCUGCUGCUGCGAAGCCAUGCCCACGGCUGUGCCCGCCGCUGGCCCCUGCUGCUGGACCCGAACCAGCAGGCUUACACCUGGCUCCUGCCCUUGCCACCACCAAGGCCUGAAUGGAGCCUGCGGGACCAGAAACCCGUAGGUGAGGAGGCCCAGCCGGACGAGUCCUCUCUGGCCUCCUUCCCGCUCCUGGCCGUGCUGCAGGUCUUCUCGGCCCUGGAUCCGGACCUGGGGUCCCAGCUCCUGGAGGCGGCACAAUGCGGCAACUCGGUGCUGCUGACCAACCUGGAGGUGGCCAGACCGUGCCCGGAGCUGCAGUGGCUCCUGCAGCGGGAGCAGCUGGCACCUCCGCGGGUGCAGCCGGCCUUCUGCCUCUACCUGAGCACCAGCCUGCCGCUCGGCGCCCUGCACAGGGUGCUGGAGCUGAGCGUGCUGAAGAGGCUGACCGUGCUGGACCUGGGCCUGAGCCGCGGCGAGCUGGAGGAGCAGUUGUUGCAGAAGGUACUGGCCUGCGAGCGGCCCGAGCUGGACAUCCACUGGCGGACCCUGCAGCUCAGCAUCCUGGACGUCCGCGAGCACCUCGAGGCUGGGCAGGAGGAGCUGCUGAACCUGGCGUGGCAGACUGAGGAGGACCAGCUGGGCCAGGAAGUGUUCCUGGAGCGGGUGGCACAGUGCCAGGGCCACCUGGGCCGCCUGACCGCCCAUCUGCAGCAGCUGCAGGAGCUGCAGGCCCAGGAAGCCGAGCUGUACGUGCAGUACGGGCGGGUGGCCCGGCUCGGGGGGGCCCUGGCCCAGGCCCUGGCCCGGCUGGAGCGGCUGCACCCCCUGUACGCCUUCCCGCCGGCUCAAUGCCUGGAGCUGCUCUGCAAGGCCCUGCUCAACCUCCGCCACCAAAGCCCCGAGCCCGGCGAGGACUUGGCCAGCCACCUCCUGGAGCUGGCCACCGGCCUGGCCCGCCAACUGCUGAGCGGCGUCCUGGCCAAGCUGCGUCCGCCCGACGCCCCGCUCCUGGGGGCCCUGGGGGCCCUGGCCCUGCUGAGGCUGGACGGCCAGGUCCCCGCCCUCGAGUGGCUGGCGCUGUGCCCCGGGCUGGGGGCCACGCGGGCGCCGGGGCGGAAGGCCUCCGGGAAGGGGCUGGCCCGGCCCGGCUGGCUGAGCGCCCGCACGUGGCGCGAAUGCGGGCUCCUGGAGCAGCUGAGGCCCUUCCGGGGCCUGCAGGCCUCCCUCGCCGGCCGCCCGCACGUUUGGCAGGAAUACCUGGCGCUGCGCUCCACCAUUCUGGGCCCCGCGCCGGACCUCGGGCCCUUCAGCCUCCUUCAGAAGCUGAUCCUGUGGCGGGUGCUGCGGCCCGAGAGGCUGGCCCUGGCCCUGGCGGACCUCGCCACCUGCCUGCUGGGUCGCCCGCUCUCGGAGGACGGCCGCCAGGAGGGCAGCCUUUACGGCCGGACUCAGGCCACCCGCCCUCUCCUCUUCCUGCUGCCCCCGCCGGGGCACCCGGCGGGCAUCACCCACCCCCUGGCCUGGAUCGAGCGCGUGGCCGGCGAGCAGGACAAGCCGCUGCAGGUGAUCGCUCUGGGAGCACAGAUGUGGGACUCGCCCUCGGGGCUGAUCCGGGCCCUGGACCAGGCCAUGUGCAGGGGCCACUGGCUGGUCCUGGACAACUGCCACCUGCUGCCCCGCUGGCCCCCCGAGCUCCUGGACCGGCUGCACGGCCUGCUGGAGGGCGCGUCCGGUGACGCCCGCUCCCCCGCCCCGGCCGCCCUGCACCAAAAGUUCCGCCUCUGGCUCAUCGCCACCAGCACGGCCACGGAGGGUCUCCCGGGUGAGGACCCUGCUGGGGGCAGGCGGUGGGGAGGGGGUCGUCCGGGUGCCGCCCCGGUGCCCGCUCUGGGCGGGAAGUCCUGGGGAGAAUCGGCCCCCAGGCUGACCGACGCCCCCCGUCCCGCCCAGUGGUGCUGGCGCAGCGCUCGGCUCGACAUUUCUGCGAGCGGCCCCUGGAGCUGCAGCAGCUCCUGCUGCAGGCCAUGGCGGAGGUGCAGGAGCUGCCCACGUCUCCCCCCGUGCAGCAGACUCUCUCUGCUGCUGCUGCACGGGCUCCUACUGCACCGCCAGCUCUAUGGGGGCCGGGUGCAGUCCCAGCUGCCGGCCUGGCCCCAGGAGGAACUGUUCAGGGCGCUGGAACUGCAGGGGCAGCUCUGGAAAAGCCUCCGCAACCCUCAGCAGGCCAUGCAGGCCCUGGCAGGUGAAGGCCCCCGCCAUCUGCUCUCUCUGGAUCGCUACCUCUUACUCCUCCUUGCCAGCCUCGAUCGGCGGUCCCUCUAGCCUGAUCUGGAGUCGCGGUUCGCUGAAAAAAGGGGACGUGAGGGGUCGGCCCGAGGCCGGGGCGAGGGACCGCCUUCCCUCGGCUUCUCCCACCUCCGGCUGCGAGGGCCCCGGCCCGAACUCUCCCUCUGUCCCCCAGGCUCCGUUCUGUACGGAGGGGCCGUGGUCGACCCCGGAGACCGGGAGGUUGUGCAGAGCCUGGCACAGGCCUGCCUGGGGGCUCCCAGCGGCCUCCGGGCCCCGCCGCUGCACAGCCCCCAGGGCUUGCUCGCCGCCCUCACCCCGAGCCCAGAGCUGCUGGAUCACGAGGCGGCGGCGGAGAGCCAGACCCGCCUGCGGCGGCUGCCGACGCCACCCGAGCCCGGGGACUGUGGGGUGAGCGCGGCUCCCCAGGACGCGCUGCUGAGCCGCCAGAGCCGCGCCCUGCUGGCCGCCCUGCGCCGGACCCUGGACCCCUGGGGGCCCGUGGCCCGGCAGUGGGGCGGGCCUGGGGACAGGCUGCAGCGCCGCGUGCGACGGGGCCUCGGGCGGCUGGAGGAGCUGCAGCAGCGGCUGCCCGGGCCCGGGGCGCAGCCGGACGAGGGCGGGCCCGACUCCCGGCCGGAGCCCCGCGGGCCCCUGCGGCACUUCCUGGAGGCCGAGCUGGCCGAGCUGGCGGCCCUCCUCCCGCACCUGAAGAGAGACCUGCGCUGCAUCCUGGACCAGCUGGCCGGCCGCCCCUGCGCCUCCCCGCACUGCACCGCGGUGCUGCGGGCGCUGAGGGCCGGCCGCCUGCCCCCGGCCUGGCGGCUCCACGUGCCCGGAGGGCCCCAGCCCCCUUGGCACUGGCUGCGGCAGCUGGGGCGCCAGGGGCACCUGCUGGCAUCCUACCUGGGGCCGGCCCCUCCGCGCUCCUUCCACCUGUCUGCCUUCCUCAACCCGCGGGGGCUGUUCCUGGCCCUGCGCCAGGAGGCGGCCGCCGUGGCCAACAAAGAGCUGGUCCACGUGGAGCUGGAGCUGCAGGUUCUGCCCGCCGGCCGUGCCCCCGUGCCCCCGGAAGGCGGCAUCCUGGUGGAGGGGCUGGAGCUGCACCAUGCGGCGUGGGAGCCGCAGGCGGCGGCCAUGCGGGAGGGGGCCUCGGGCCGGCCCAGCCCUCUGCCCCCCGUGAGCGUGCGGCCCGUCAGCCGCCAGACCCCGGCCGCGCCCUCCCCGCAGGGCCCCUUCCCCUGCCCCGUCUACCUCGGGGGGCCCCGCGGGCGGACCCGGCUGAGCCGCUCCCAGGUGCUGCUGCACCUGCCUUUGCCCACCACCCUGGCGCCUGCCACCUGCAUCCAGCGGCGGGUCCACGUGUGCAGCCCUCCCCUGCCCCCGCCCCCCUCAAAUCAAGGCGCCUCGGCUACAUAAAUAAAGAUCUAUUCUGCGUA
Molecule: messenger RNA, 15198 nt
Organism: Tachyglossus aculeatus (Australian echidna)
Lineage: Eukaryota; Metazoa; Chordata; Mammalia; Monotremata; Tachyglossidae
Gene: DNHD1
Product: dynein heavy chain domain 1
Biological process (GO): microtubule-based movement
Cellular component (GO): dynein complex
Molecular function (GO): ATP binding; dynein light intermediate chain binding; dynein intermediate chain binding
Source: RefSeq, a predicted model, not a curated record